CUCUCCUCUCUCCCUUCAUCUCCCCCCCCUCCUCUCUCCUCCCCCAGUCCCAAGUUGUCAUCAUUCAAUGCUCCAACUCCGACAAGGAAAUUGGCCCUGGACCCAAAGUUACAAUUUUAUUCCCCAAAAAAUUGCCACGUUCCAAGCAACGUUGUACUCGCCCAGGCCUUGGACGUUAACAAAGCGAGAGACAAUUUACAUCGAAGAGCUGAGAUGGGCGUCUGAAUCAGGCCCCUUGUGAAAGACAAAAUCUUGUUGAUCUCAAAAGAAACAACGAAACUUGCUUUUUAAUUUUCUUCCUUCCAAAGCGCUCCACACAUCAAGACAUUCGACUGCGCGCACUUGAGCUAAGAACAAAACCACAUUUUUUUGUUAAUUUAAAUAAAAUUGUCAUCAUUUACCGCAGACAAAUUACAAUUUAUCUCCCCCCCCCCCCCACAAACAAAGAAAGAGAGAGACAAUUUGACCAACGCCUGGCUUCGUAAAGAGUCGAGCCCCGCGGGAACGCGACAAAGGCAGUCGGACAGAUCCUACGAGGAGAUCCCCCCGGACACAAUGUUCUUGGACCCGGAGUCGCCGCAGUGCGAGACGGGCGGCCAUAACAACGCGGCCGAGGUUGGACACGGGGCAGUGGCGAUGGCGAUGGGCCUCACGAGCCCCAAGCGACGGGAGAGGCGCUGGGCCAGGAGCCCCGAAAGGGCCCCGCGUCUCGUCACCACCGCAGGGCCGCUCCUGAUGAGCGCCAGGUGUGAGCAGGGCGGGCGAUUUGGCGACGUGGUGGUGGGAGAGGUGGCGAUGGGAGACGUGACGGAGAACACGCCGCUGCUCGCAGCGCCCAGGUGGCCGGCCCUGCCCCAGCCGCUGCGGCCGGGGCUACCGGACGACCAGGGCUUCUGGGAGGACAGCUUCAGCCGGGAGGGCAGCGGCGUGCAGAGCCGGUGCAGGCUGGGCAGCGAGGUGGCGGGCCUGUCCCUCUCGCCAUCCUCCUCCUCGUCGUCGUCACCCCUCUCGUUCUCCUCCUGCUCCUCCUCCUCGUCACCCUCGCUGGGCCCCGCCGACAAGGCCGAGGGGCUGCACGCCCGGCUCGCGUCCUCGCAGCGCCUGCGAUCCGUGCUCUGCAACCUGAAGAUUUACGGCCUCUUCGUGUUCGUGGUCAUCUGCUCUGUGGUGUUCAGCAUGUACCCCGACCGGGAGCUCUCGUGGCAGAUGUUCGCCGUGUCCGCGGAGCAAGAGCACCUCAUGAACCUGACGGACGCUCGCAGCAGCGCCCUGCUGCGCCUCACUCUCACGGGACCCUUCUCCCUGGGGGGGGGCCCCGCCGGCCCCGUGGGGGGGGCCGCCACGGGCGACUUCCUGCUGGUGGAGGUCCACCAGCAGGAGGUCGAGCAGCGAGGACGAGCGGGCGGGAGGCCUCCUCGCAGGAUGCUCUUCAACUGGACCAUCCCGCUGGAGUCGAGGAACAUGGAGCAGACGCUGAUGACGCGCGACAUCGACACCAUCUCGAGCGACGAGGUGAGCGUGCGGGUGCGAGCCUUCGUGUCGCGGGGCCGCGUCGUGCCGCUGGCCGCGUCGCACCGCUACCAGUACGCGUCCGCCGAGCUGCAGGCCACGGCGGCCGCCCUCAUCCUCACCGCGGUCUACGCCUUCAUCGUCUUCGAGGUCGUGCAUAGGGCACUGGCCGCGAUGCUGGGCUCCCUGGCGGCGCUGGCGGUCUUGGCGGCUAUCGGCAACAGGCCAGCCCUCACCACUGUGGUGGCAUGGAUCGAUUACGGGACCUUGGCACUGCUCUUUGGCAUGAUGAUCCUCGUUGCGGUGUUUUCCGAGACGGGAUUUUUCGACUGGUGCGCCGUCAUGGCCUACAAGGUGUCCAGGGGCCGCGUGUGGCCCAUGAUGUUCGUCCUCUGCUUCUUGGCCGCCAUCUUGUCGGCCUUCCUGGACAACGUCACCACGAUGCUUCUCUUCACGCCGGUCACGAUCCGGCUGUGCGAGGUGGUGAACCUGGACCCCCGCUACGUCCUCAUCGCCGAAGUUCUCUUCACCAACAUCGGCGGCGCCGCCACGGCCGUGGGGGACCCCCCCAACGUCAUCAUCGUCUCCAACCCGCGGCUGCAGGCCCUGGGCAUCGAGUUCGCGUCGUUCACGCUGCACAUGCUGCCCGGGAUCGUCCUGGUGAGCGCCGUCUCCUUCCCCUUCCUGCGGCUGCUCUUCUGCGGCACCAAACUCUACAACCGCGAGCCGGCGGACAUCAUGGAGCUGCAGCACGAGGUGCUCGUGUGGAAGCUGGCGGCGCAGAGGAUCACUCCGGCGAGCCGCGAGGAGACGACCGUCAAGUGCCUGCUCAUGCACAAGGUGCUCAGCCUGGAGGAGCUCCUGCGCAAGAAGAUGAACACCUUCCGCAGGCAAAUCUCGGAGGAAGACGAGAACUGGGAGGAGAACAUCCAGGAGCUGCAGAAGAAGCACCACAUCACGGACACGGCGCUGCUCUGCAAGUGCGUCGCCGUCACGAGUGCCGUGCUCGCCACCUUCUUCGUCAGCUCCCUCGUCCCCGGCAUACACCUCGACCUCGGCUGGAUCGCCAUGCUGGGUGCCAUGUGGCUCCUGGUGCUGGCCGACGUGCAGGACUUUGACGUCAUCCUGCACCGCGUCGAGUGGGCCACGCUGCUCUUCUUCUCCGCGCUCUUCAUCCUCAUGGAGGCGUUGGCUCACCUGCGGCUCAUCGACUACAUUGGACGGCAGACGUCGAGUCUCAUCAAGGCCGUGCCGGCGGAGAGCCGCCUGGUGGUGGCGUGUGUCGUCAUCCUGUGGGUGGCCGCCCUCGCCUCGUCCCUCAUCGACAACAUCCCCUUCACGGCCACCAUGAUUCCGGUGUUGCUAAACCUGAGCCAGGACCCGGAUGUGAACCUCCCUAUCAAGCCGCUGAUCUACUCGCUGGCAUUCGGAGCCUGCCUGGGAGGGAACGGAACGCUGAUCGGAGCGUCGUCCAACGUGGUAUGCGCUGGCAUCGCGGAGCAGCACGGAUACGGCUUCUCAUUCAUGCAGUUCUUCAAGCUGGGAUUCCCCAUGAUGCUGCUGUCCACCACGGUGGCCACGGCCUACCUCCUCGUGUGCCACGGGGUGCUCGAGUGGAACUCGUAGGGGACCCGGGACCCGGGGACUCCGACGGGCCUCUCGCGCCGUGAACCCUGCCGGAGUGGGCGUCUUCGCUGUCGCUGCGGCGACCGCUACGGAUCGGCUGUGCGUUGUAUCCUAGUGGUAGUGCCUUACGCCAGCCGCUCAGGCAGCGUUCCGGGGAAGACUGAGCGGGCGAAUGUCGUCCCUGCGUCUUGAUGGGGUUCGCUUCAUCCCGUGGUCAAAUAAAGGAUCGGACGACA
Messenger RNA from Lethenteron reissneri (Far Eastern brook lamprey), 3371 nucleotides. It is a transcript of the gene OCA2, whose product is annotated as OCA2 melanosomal transmembrane protein. NCBI's taxonomy places the organism in Eukaryota, Metazoa, Chordata, Hyperoartia, Petromyzontiformes, Petromyzontidae. Gene Ontology annotation, biological process: melanocyte differentiation; transmembrane transport; melanin biosynthetic process. Gene Ontology annotation, cellular component: melanosome membrane. The record is from RefSeq and is a predicted model, not a curated record.